GAAAUGGCACCUCGUAAGGGGAAGGAGAAGAAGGAAGAGCAGGUCAUCAGCUUGGGACCUCAGGUUGCUGAAGGAGAAAAUGUGUUUGGCGUCUGCCAUAUCUUUGCUUCCUUCAAUGACACUUUCGUCCAUGUGACUGAUCUCUCUGGCAAGGAAACCAUCUGCCGUGUGACUGGUGGCAUGAAGGUGAAGGCGGACAGAGAUGAGUCUUCUCCCUACGCGGCUAUGCUGGCAGCCCAGGAUGUUGCCCAGAGGUGCAAGGAACUGGGCAUCACUGCCCUGCACAUCAAGCUGCGUGCUACCGGUGGGAAUAGGACCAAGACUCCUGGACCUGGUGCCCAGUCAGCCCUGAGAGCUCUGGCCCGAUCUGGAAUGAAGAUCGGCCGCAUUGAGGAUGUCACCCCCAUCCCCUCUGACAGCACUCGCAGAAAGGGUGGUCGCCGUGGACGUCGUCUGUAAACAAUGCUGCACCUUUCGUUAUUAAAGCUCUCUUUUAAACCUC
Molecule: messenger RNA, 502 nt
Organism: Gymnogyps californianus (California condor)
Lineage: Eukaryota; Metazoa; Chordata; Aves; Accipitriformes; Cathartidae
Gene: RPS14
Product: ribosomal protein S14
Exons: 4
Coding region: 4-459 (151 amino acids)
Biological process (GO): maturation of SSU-rRNA from tricistronic rRNA transcript (SSU-rRNA, 5.8S rRNA, LSU-rRNA); ribosomal small subunit assembly; translation
Cellular component (GO): cytosolic small ribosomal subunit; ribosome
Molecular function (GO): small ribosomal subunit rRNA binding; mRNA 5'-UTR binding; structural constituent of ribosome
Source: RefSeq, a predicted model, not a curated record